Messenger RNA from Lampris incognitus (smalleye Pacific opah), 1083 nucleotides. It is a transcript of the gene atoh1a, whose product is annotated as atonal bHLH transcription factor 1a. The transcript has 2 exons. Lineage: Eukaryota; Metazoa; Chordata; Actinopteri; Lampriformes; Lampridae. The record is from RefSeq and is a predicted model, not a curated record. Bases 1 to 1083 code for a protein of 360 amino acids. Gene Ontology annotation, molecular function: protein dimerization activity.
AUGGAGACUCUGCACGUGGGGGGAUGGAGCGGCGGAGACCGUCCUCCGCACGGCCUGACGCUCGUGGACGGCGGCGGUGACCCACGCGCCUGGCUGGCCCCGGUGCAGCCCGCUGGCACCCGCGUGGCACACGUCACUUCCCCCUCACCCUGCCCCAGCGCAGGCUCCCGUCACGAGAGUGACUCUCCGACAUCUUCGGGGCACCCCAGCCCGUCCAGCAACCGGAAAGCUGCCAAAAUACCCUCCUCGUCUCCGUCCAGAGCCAGGGAGGCGGCCAGGCUAACGGACUCCGCUUCCGGCCCCGCGGAGGCCGGAGCGCGCCCGAGAGUCCAGCCCGGGAAACCCGGCACCGUGCAGAGGCAGAGGCGCGUGGCCGCGAACGCGCGGGAGCGGCGGCGGAUGCACGGGCUCAACCACGCGUUCGACGAGCUGCGCAGCGUCAUCCCCGCGCUGGACAACGACAAGAAGCUGUCCAAGUACGAAACCCUUCAAAUGGCGCAGAUCUACAUCAGCGCCCUGGCGGACUUGCUCCAGGGCCCGGUCUCUGCCAACACCACCUCCGCCACCACCACCAGCAUCAGCAACGACGACGACCUUCCCGACGGUAACUCGCCAAAAUGUGACUUAAUGAUUUCGUCCAGCGUGGACGUGUUGGAAGCGGGGGAGGACGGAGCCCCCCCGCCCGGCGCGGACUGCAGGAGGACGGCCACCGUCACCGUCACCGCAGGCGGCGUCCUACCCGUCCAAAUCAGCGGAGUGCCCUACGGCUCCUCCUUCGACGACGGCUGCUUCUCGGCGCUGAUGGAGGAGGCGAUGCGUUCCCUGUCUCCGUCCGCCUCCUCGCCCUCCUCCUCUUCCUCCUCCUCCUCCAGGGUGGGCCGCUCGGUCGGGGGCGAGAGGAAAGGCUCGCCGCGGAGCGACGGGGAGUUUUCUCCCCGCUCGCAGUACAGUGACUCGGACGAGAUGCCGACGGAGCCGCACUCCAGCGAAGAAGACGACCUAACAGAACUUAAGCGACCCCGUCACCACCACCACCACCACCACCACCACCACCCGGCAUUCUGCGCCACCAUUCUGAAAUGA